CCUCGAAAGUUCAGUGACAGAAAACUAAUCAGCAGAACAAACUAAAUACUUGAUGUGCACGAUCAGAUGCUGCAGCAAAUAUGAAAGUCCGGUUCCUGUUGGUAGUAAUUUUCUGCGGUACUCUGGCGCAGUCCAAAUUGCUGGAUACUAGCAGACACGUGGUUGCCCGCCAAAAGAGAGCAUUGAUAUGGAGAAAUGUGGGUUCAAAUUGGGUACAGUUCAUUUUUGGUUUGGGUCUUCCGUUUGAAGUGAAACGAAAUGCCGUUACACUCGGAACAGUUAUGAAGGCCUUCUACCUCCUCCCGACGAACAGCUCAAUCUACACACGUCCGUCGCUUGUCAUAUACGAGAGGAAAAAAAGAUCUACAUCGAGAUGGAUGCUCUAUGAGAUAUUGGAGAGGUUCCUAGCGAGAUACAAUAAUGGCGAUGGAAAAUCCUGUAUUUUGAAGUCAAUAUGUGAAGUUUCUCAUUCACCAUUAGAAGAGUCCACAGGAAUUCUUGCUGAGAUUGUCGCUGCUGUGCUGAAGCCUUCUGCGACUGAAGAGAUUUUCCAACAUCCCACAAAUAUGGAUUAUGUUUCGGCGGAAAAACUAGGAGCUGAGGUCGGAAACUGUGAAUUGCUAUACCCCGAAUGUAAGAUUGAUAUUCUUCAACGAUUCUCGAGAUUUAUAAACUGAAAAAACCA
This is a messenger RNA of Leptinotarsa decemlineata (Colorado potato beetle), 685 nucleotides long. RefSeq lists its product as uncharacterized. Lineage: Eukaryota; Metazoa; Arthropoda; Insecta; Coleoptera; Chrysomelidae. The record is from RefSeq and is a predicted model, not a curated record.